AUGACUCUCACAGGCUUCCUGCGAAAUGGCUGCAAAAGCUACCUCUCCUACCACAGCCUACUGCACAGACAUUCGGCGCCCGGAUCUCCGAUCCUCCGAAGCCACCGGCACUGCUCCAAACCUCUGUCCAGACUUCCUCCCAAUCCAAUCAACAGAAAGACCGGACUAUUAGAGUUGUUCUCUCCUCCUCCGGCUACGAUAUUCCGGUCGUCUUUCUCUUCUUCGGCUGCGGCUGCUGUGUCGUCGUCUUCAAAGAUCGGAUUCGUUGGCUGGUACUUGGCGAUGGUCAAGUCUCGCCCCAUCCUCACCAAAAGCGCCACCUGUGCCCUCAUCUACACCGCCGCUGAUUUUUCCUCUCAGACAAUUACUCAGCCAUCUUCAGAACCUUAUGAUUAUGUGAGGACCUUGCGAAUGGCAGGAUACGGACUAAUAAUUUUGGGGCCAUCGUUGCAUUUUUGGUUCAAUUUUAUGUCAAAAGUCCUCCCAAACCGUGACCUCAUCACAACAUUGAAAAAGAUCGUCCUUGGGCAAACAUUAUACGGACCUGCCAUGGUUUCUGUCUUCUUCUCCGUGAAUGCAGUCCUACAAGGUGAAAAUGGCGCAGAAAUAAUUGCUCGGUUGAAGCGAGACUUACUUCCAACACUGAUGAUGGGCGUGAUGUACUGGCCUGUAUGUGAUUUUGUGACAUUCAGAUUCAUCCCUGUUCAUUUGCAGCCAUUAGCAAGCAAUACAUGUUCAUAUUUGUGGACUAUUUACACAACAUACAUGGCAAGCUCAGAGAAAGCAAGAACCAGUUCAUAUCACAACAUAUAAGCUAAUAUCUCAAUGCUGAUGAUUCCUUGCUGACCCUAUCCGGCCCCUGCAGUGUUAAUGCAAACCACAUACCUACACCGCAUUUGCAGAGCAAUGAAGGCAGAGUCAUGGUUGAAGUAGAAGAGCCAAUGACAUUCAUUUUUUCAGGGGUUUUUUAUUUUUUGUAAACAUUCAUCAGUUAAGCAGUAAUAAUCAUGUGGUGGUGUAUUUUUGGUGCAUCUAUGAUGUUAGAACCGUUCAAUGGGAAAGAGCUUUCACUUGAAGAACUGAAAUUUGUUUUUAGAA
Diospyros lotus (date-plum) is the source of this 1098-nucleotide messenger RNA. RefSeq lists its product as uncharacterized. The transcript has 4 exons. The coding region runs from base 1 to 813 and encodes 270 amino acids. The record is from RefSeq and is a predicted model, not a curated record. Lineage: Eukaryota; Viridiplantae; Streptophyta; Magnoliopsida; Ericales; Ebenaceae. Gene Ontology annotation, cellular component: membrane; cytoplasm.